Helianthus annuus (common sunflower) is the source of this 546-nucleotide messenger RNA. RefSeq lists its product as uncharacterized. The transcript has a single exon. The record is from RefSeq and is a predicted model, not a curated record. NCBI's taxonomy places the organism in Eukaryota, Viridiplantae, Streptophyta, Magnoliopsida, Asterales, Asteraceae. The coding region runs from base 1 to 546 and encodes 181 amino acids.
AUGCUACGUAAAGGCAUAUCAAAAAACAAAAUAUGGCUAGAUCUCAACAUGAUGAUGAAAAGAGCCAAGAUCGCCGGUAAAGCCUUGCAAAACCUCUUGUUCCACCACCACCACACCUGGGCAGCGUUCGCCGUCAACCGCCCCUCAACCCCACCCCACCUCUCCUACCCCAACCCUUCCCCACCACCCGGUGAAUACGAGUUCAGCUGCACCACCAGCCCCGUAACAAAAUUCUCUAUUUUCCCAUUCCAAAAGAAACACCACUCGGGCAAUAUUGUUCAACCUAAGGCGGAACUUGACAUCAAGGGUUUUAAUGCGGCUGUUCUCCAGGCCUUGGAGAUGAUCCACAGCGAAACUGCGUCACCUGCGCUGCCCGGGUUUGGGAGGAGUCCGGUGGUGAGGCAGCUGAGGGUGACGGACUCUCCGUUUCCGGUGAGUAAUGUGGAGGAGGAUAACCGUGUGGAUGAGGCGGCCGAGCAGUUUAUUAACCGGUUUUAUAAUGACUUGCGGCGGCAGAAGCAGAUCUGUGGUGGCGAAAAUGUAUGA